This is a messenger RNA of Fomitopsis serialis, 1474 nucleotides long. RefSeq lists its product as uncharacterized. The record is from RefSeq and is a predicted model, not a curated record. Lineage: Eukaryota; Fungi; Basidiomycota; Agaricomycetes; Polyporales; Fomitopsidaceae. The coding region runs from base 168 to 1202 and encodes 344 amino acids. The transcript is spliced from 11 exons.
GAGCGCUCUGCGGUUUUCGUGUCAUCGGUUGCUGAAGCCCAGCUGCACCCCAGGCUUGUCAAGGUCAAACCCGCCCGCUUCAUUCAUAGAACGACUGCGGCUGAGUGUAGCCUCGCUCCAUUACCGCUCGCUGUCACGCCAGUGUACGCUCAUAUACAUCAGCGAGGAUGAGCGCAGCACACUUGCACCCGGCGGCAUUGUAUCCUUUCCUCCUUUCAGCAUCCCCCAUGUCGUCAGGCGACCCGCAAGUCACACAAUCAGACAUCACUGCGCUCAAGCUAACUUUCACCAACACAUGCUGCCAAUUGGCGGCGGCUACCAUGAUAUUUCACGAACACAUGAUCACAAUCACUCAGGAAGUACGCUAUGUGUGGGGUCAAAGACUUACCGGGGCCACUCUUAUAUUCCUUCUGAACCGAUAUGUGGUCCUAAUCCUCGGCAGUACCAUCGUUCUACAGACAGUAGCUUGGGACACCCCUCUCGCUCCGGCUAACGCAUCUGGUAGCUGCGAAGCGACGAUAGUGCUAUAUGACGUAGUGUCUAUUUUGUUGUACAUCAUCGUCGCAAUAUUCUCUGCCCUUCGAGCGUAUGCCAUUUGCGGACGCAAAUGGACCUUUACCUUGGCUACCCUAGGCCUAGGACUUGCGAUAGCGAUUGCAAGCAUUUACUUCGCGGCGAGGUCAUCAUACGCAUACGUUCUCGUCAUUGACGAUAUGCCCGUCUGCGACUAUACGGACUACUACUCCGUGGAUUCGUUCAACAAUACUCAUAAAGUGUUCACCUAUCCCAAAGCACUGAUCGCAACACGCGUAUGCGCCAUCCUGGCGGACGCCCUUCUGAUAGGACUUACGCUAUACGGUACAUUGAGAACACGGCGGAUCAUAUCGACAAGCCUUGAUGCCACGACGCCUCUCACUGCGCAAUUGGCUAAGGAUGGUACGUCGUCUGGUAUACAUGAAAGUCGAUUGCUGAAUCUAAUUCUUCAGCUCAUUGCUGCUACUCAAUGUUCUGCAAAUGGCGUUCAGAUCGGUACAUGGCGCUGCUACAAAUUAUAUUUCUGUAUUCGUCGCCCCCAUCUCAUCCAUCCUCAUCUCACGGUUCAUGCUGAAUCUCCGACACGUCUUCUAUCUGCAAUCCAUGGGAUGGAGCACGAGCGUGAUCGGCAACAUGGGCAAGCCACUCGAUCAUCACUGGUACUCUGACCCCUCAACGUCAACCUCGAGUUCUUUCAGGGCAGCGACCAGUCCGUAUAUGUCAUCCGGCAUGUCAGGGAGCGAGGCUCUGAGUUCUGAGGUUCCCUAUGUGGAGCAAAUACCGGAGGAUAUAGAGCUGCAGGACGUGCGAUGAGCACCUGAUUAUCAUCGCUUUGAGAAGGGCAUUGUACGAGUAUGGGUCCGUUGUAUGGCAGUUGACUUCAUGCCUGUCAUAUUGAGGCAUGUGAACACAAAUCAAGUCUCAGUUUGACUACAGCAUU